AUGCUGAAGGAGCUGAAGGAGCUGCUGCAGUCCGCCUUCGAGCUGCGGGAGAUCUCGCCGGUGGUGAAGUACCUUGGGCUGGAGAUCGUCCGCGACAGGCCGGCGCGGAAGCUGUGGCUGCACCAGCAGGGCUACGCCGACAAGCUGCGUAGGCGCUUCAUCGACGAGGAGCAGGGCGGUCGAGUUCCGAAGACGCCGGUUUCGGUCGACGCCUACGCCGAGCUGACAUUCGACGACGAGGAGGCGCAGGAGCGCGAGGAGGAGGAAUACCGGCAGAAGGUUGGCUCGCUGCAGUUCGCGGCGACGACAACGAGGCCGGACAUCGCGUUCGCCUGCAGCAAGCUGGGGAGCGGCCUCACAGUGAGGAGCGACCAGCAUUGGCGCGAGGUCGACCGCUGCCUCGCCUACCUCGCCGACACCCGCGACACCGCCUUGGAGUUCGGCGGUGGACCAGAGUCACUGGAGCUGAUCGGCUACGUGGAUGCCGAUGACGCGGGCGACAAGCAGAACCGGACGAGCACGGGCGGCUACGUGUUCGUCUACGGAGGGGCCGCUGUCUCCUGGUCGAGCUCGCGCAUCAAGUGCGCGACGCUCUCCUCGACCGAGUCGGAGUACGUCGCGGCCACGGAUGCUGGCAAGGAGGGACGCCGACUUCGUUUCCUCCUUGCGGAAUUCAAGCUGCUCGACGCUGGGAAGCCGACCACCCUCCACGUCGACAACAAGUCGGCAAUCACGGUCGCUGAGGGCUUGGGGCUGACGGGCAACCUCAAGCACAUGGAGCGACGCUACGCCUGGCUGCAGCACAUGGUGAGGCGCGGGAAGUUUGUGCUGAAGUACAUCCCGACCACCGAGCAGCCUGCCGAUUUCAUGACGAAGGCGCUGCAUUUUCCGGCUUUCAACCGGUGCUCUGUCGCCAUCGGCCAAGUUCGACUGGCCGACGUCGCCGACGGCGACGACGAAAUGCAGCAGUAG
Messenger RNA from Closterium sp. Yama58-4, 972 nucleotides. Lineage: Eukaryota; Viridiplantae; Streptophyta; Zygnematophyceae; Desmidiales; Closteriaceae. The record is from the annotation of a GenBank genome assembly.